AAUAAAAAGGCUGGCCUGAAUCUUUCAACCUUACUGUACUCUUUCACUCGGUAUGAUUUCUCAAAAAUAAGUUCUCUUGUGAAAAAAGUGUACAGAUGUUUACAGUUCGGAUCUGAUUUUUUAUUCAGUUUACUCCUUUAUCAAACUAAACGUUUUCCUCUUAUUUUUUAUUUCUAGUUGCAAAAACGAUACGAAAUUUUGCUGAUAAAACUGGCAUGUCAACGGAUGAUCUUAAUCAUUUCCAGAAUGUAAUGGUAACGAUACACGAGGGACGUUUAGAAGAAAUUCCUCUAUUUGCACAAGAAGCUGUUACACAAGGUCUAGCAUCACUCGUCGAAAAACUGUAUGAAUCUGGUUUCAUGGAUAUAUAA
Didymodactylos carnosus is the source of this 371-nucleotide messenger RNA. Lineage: Eukaryota; Metazoa; Rotifera; Eurotatoria; Philodinida; Philodinidae. The record is from the annotation of a GenBank genome assembly.